Thamnophis sirtalis is the source of this 1992-nucleotide messenger RNA. NCBI's taxonomy places the organism in Eukaryota, Metazoa, Chordata, Lepidosauria, Squamata, Natricidae. The record is from RefSeq and is a predicted model, not a curated record.
CCCACCACUUUGCCACAAGGAACCAUCAACAUGAACCAGUGUACAGAUGUUGUGGAUGGAGAGAACCGGAGUGGGCAGAAGUUCUCGCUGUGUAUCCUGACACCGGAGAAGGAGCACUUCAUCCGAGCUGAGAACAAGGAAAUCAUCAGUGGGUGGUUGGAGAUGCUGGUAGUGUACCCAAGGACCAACAAGCAGAAUCAAAAGAAGAAAAGGAAAGUGGAGCCCCCAACGCCACAGGAGCCUGGUCCGGCGAAGAUGGCCGUGACCAGUAGCAGCAUCCCUGGCGCUGAGAAGAUCCCCACCACCAAGUCCACCCUUUGGCAAGAAGAACUGAGAAGCAAAGAGCAGUUGGAUGGGAAUGUGGGCAUCGGUUCUCUGGCAGGGCAGGCGCCCUCAGCGUGUUCUCUGAAGGACUCGGUCCUGGAGAGCAAAGAAGAAGAGGCUGCCAGGAACGGCGACCGUAACGACUGCGGGCGGAAGACGCGCGUAGAAAGCGGCUACUUUUCCUUGGAGAAGACCAAGCAGGAGGUCAAGGCAGAGGAGCACCAGCUGCCGGGCCUGCCAUCCCCCCCGAGCCCCUGCGCCCCCAACCACAGGUACGGUGACUCCCAAUCUCAGCAGCCGAGCGGUUCCUUCCCUUCUUCAGGUACCUGGCCGGCUGGCCGAAUGGUGCACAGUUUCUCUCUCAAUUCCCUGGACGUCCGAGGCCUCCGGUUCCCCAAGCACAAGGACUCCGCCGGCCGCAAUGGGGCGAGGACCGAGGAGAGGCGCAACGGCCCCUCUGCCUUUAAAGUCAGCCGCAAAUACUCCACACUGGCCGAUGUGCCCAAGGCGAUCCGCAUCAGUAACCGCGAAGCUUUCCAAGUCGAGCGGAAGCGGCUGGAGCGGAGCUCCCGGGCGAGGAGUCCCGGCCGAGAAGAGGUCGCUCGGCUGUUCGGGAACGAGAGGAGGCCAGAUUUGCUGAACUUCAAAAAGGGAUGGCUGACAAAACAGGAUGAAGAUGGGCAGUGGAAGAAGCAUUGGUUUGUGCUGACGGACCAGAGCCUGAGAUACUACCAGGAUUCAGUGGCAGAGGAGGCAGCCGAUUUGGAUGGGGAAAUUGACUUGUCAACGUGCUUCGAUGUCACGGAAUACUCCGUCCAGCGAAACUAUGGUUUCCAGAUCCAUACUAAAGAAGGCAAAUUCAUUCUUUCUGCUAUGACAUCUGGAAUCCGCCGGAACUGGAUCCAAACCAUUAUGAAACAUGUUCGUCCCACAGUCGCUCCAGAUGUGACCAGCUCUCUGCCCGAAGAGAAGAGCAAAAAUGGCAUCUCCUUUGAGACUUGUCCCAAGCCAAGCGAGAAGCAGGAGACGGAGCCGGCUGAGAUCGACCCCGAAUACAAGCGUAGUCGAGCCAGGGAACGCCGUAGAGAAGGCCGCUCCAAAACCUUUGACUGGGCGGAGUUCCGCCCCAUCCAGCAGGUCCUGGCUCAGGAGCGAGCCAAUUUGGCGGAGACUUUGAAUGACACCUCCGCUCCGUAUCCCAAGGAGCUCGGCCCUUCAGAAACAGAUCCCGGGGAACUGGAGCGAGAACGUGCCCGCCGAAGAGAGGAAAGAAGGAAGCGCUUUGAACAUCUGGAUGCUAUGGAUGGAGGGAGCACAGAAGACUUCUCCAGGAUGGAGGUGGAUAGGCUUUCGGGCCUGCCUGCCGCUCCAGAGGCCAAGCCUCAAAGCGUCCAUGUGGAGAUCGAGCAGAGGUGGCAUCAGGUGGAGACCACUCCUCUGCGGGAGGAGAAGCAGAUCCCCAUUGCCCCGCUACAUCUUCCUCACCCAGAGGAGAACGGCGAGAUACUCCAUAAGCAGCAUCUGACUGUGCUGCUGGAAAAGGAGGUAAGGAGGUGGGGAAGGAAGGAAGGAAGGAAAACUGGAGGGAGGGAAGGAAGAAUGACCACUGGAAACUCUAGUGGCAAAGUCACUAUUCAUGGGCAUUGUGAGGAGACCAAGAAGACUUGA